Encephalitozoon cuniculi GB-M1 is the source of this 420-nucleotide messenger RNA. Its product is annotated as 60S ribosomal protein L32. Gene Ontology annotation, molecular function: structural constituent of ribosome. Gene Ontology annotation, cellular component: ribosome; cytosolic large ribosomal subunit. Lineage: Eukaryota; Fungi; Microsporidia; Unikaryonidae. Gene Ontology annotation, biological process: translation. The coding region runs from base 1 to 420 and encodes 139 amino acids. The record is from RefSeq and is marked provisional. The transcript has a single exon.
AUGAGCUCGGAGCUUUUUGAUCCAAAGCCGCUAGUCGAGAUAAAGGAGGCUUACAGAAAGAACAAGAAGUUUAUCCGCCAUCACUCUGACAGAUACAAGAGGGUAAAGCCAUCCUGGAGGAGGCCGCACGGAAUUGAUAGCAAGGUCAGAAAGCGAUGCAAAGGAGAAAGGGAGAUGCCGUCCAUCAAGUAUAAAAAGCCAAAGGAGAUCAGGCACCUUCUUCCAAAUGGGCUGAGAAAAGUCAGGAUAUUCAACAUCAACGACCUGACUCCAUUGACGUCCCUGAACAGGUUUUACUGUGGAGAGAUUGCACAUGCCGUGGGUGCUAGGAAGAGAAUAGCCAUCGUCAACCGGGCAAAGGAGCUUGGGAUCUGCCUGCUGAACGGAAAUGCGCGUCUUAUCCCGGAGAUCGAGGAAUAA